GAUCCUGCGGCCAUUGCAGAUUCAAUGUCAACUCACCAGACAAGCGUGGGGAAAAAAGAGGACAGACUAUUGUCAUCCUCUGCAAGGAGAAGAGCUCAAGUAUUUAAUGCUAGAGAAUCGUUUCGUCUCAAAGAAAUGUGUAGUGCAGUAGAUCGAAUGAAAUAUGUUCGCGAGAAUGGAUAUCGGAAAGAGAAGGAAGUCCUAGAGCAGACGUUGACCAAUCUCCGAUCUUCACACAUCACUCUGCCUGACAUUGGUGCAGACAGAAAACUGCCACGUUGCGCAAAGCCCUUGACAAGAAAGUCAUCCGCCCCUGGACUACUUUUUGGACUUCCACGUGAUGUUGCAAGUGCUCGUAGUAGUGUGAGGUCGGUACAAGCAAAGAGGAAGACAUCUGAACCAGUUCAGGGCUCAAUGAUGGUGACACCUCGACGUCAGAGAGCCACAGUGGAGAGUGACAUUGACGAAGUGCAAAGAAAGAGUUUCACAAGAGAAACCAUUGGGCCCAGACGCUUGUCUGUUGUGAAUAGCGAAAUGGAAUUCAUUGAAAACAAACUAAAGAGAUCAACUAGCGUACUGAUAGACUUGGAAAAGUUGAAAAGUGUUGAAGCAAGAGCAAAGUCACCAAGUAGAAAAAACAGUAGCGUGAGCUUCAAUGAAAGCGAUGAAGAGCAACAUCAACCCACCUAAAUGCAUGACUUGAUAUGCAUAUGGUUGCUAUAUAUGCAUGGCAGCUUUGCUCUAGAGAUGCUAGCUAGACAAAGCUAGAUAUUCAGCUACAUCAUUAACAUCAUUAACUAGGCAUGCAUCCAUGAGCAGUUCACUGUUGCAUGGUAUGCUUAUAUGCAACAAAUACAUUA
This is a messenger RNA of Corticium candelabrum, 860 nucleotides long. RefSeq lists its product as uncharacterized. The transcript has a single exon. The record is from RefSeq and is a predicted model, not a curated record. The coding region runs from base 25 to 690 and encodes 221 amino acids. NCBI's taxonomy places the organism in Eukaryota, Metazoa, Porifera, Homoscleromorpha, Homosclerophorida, Plakinidae.